Bacidia gigantensis is the source of this 2577-nucleotide messenger RNA. RefSeq lists its product as uncharacterized. The coding region runs from base 1 to 2577 and encodes 858 amino acids. The transcript has 7 exons. Lineage: Eukaryota; Fungi; Ascomycota; Lecanoromycetes; Lecanorales; Ramalinaceae. The record is from RefSeq and is a predicted model, not a curated record.
AUGUCUGCCUUUAUGACAAUAGCCAUCUCAUCAGCCAGUCGGAGCCUUCUAGGUCAAACCCUAGGAAAGGUAAAGCUGUUGAAAGCUGCUACGCUCACCACAUCAGACCAAAAAACCGUCAACUGCAUACUGAUUACUCUCACCGACUAUGGUGUCCUUUACAGCUAUCCAGACAACGUGCCAGCUGCAUUAUUCCAGAGCUUCUACACCGACCUCUGUCAAUGUAUCCCACAACUCGAACUAGUCGGCCUUCCAAGCUCCACAUCCGUCGGACCCACAACUACUGGACUCGUCAGUGGAGGUUACACGAUCCGCAGAAAUCCAGCGCUUUCAACGGACGAUUCUAGCACUAUCGUCAACUGUGUCUUGACUACACUUGUCGAAAAUGAAUCAUUACUGGGCCAACAAAACUUCGUCCCCACAGCGCUGGUCAGAAACUUUGUACAAAGCGUAGCAAGCUGUUUGCCUGGCGUUGAAAUAGUCACGACCGGUACAAGUCAAACGUCGUCUACAGGCAGUUCUUCUUCUGUGACAUUACCCAGCGGCAGCAGUACAAUCUCAGCAACAUCGAGCGUGAGCCCCGACUCCCGACACUGCACGGAUAAGAUUCUUACCGACCCCAACGUGCCGACCUAUAUGGAGAAAUGCGAGUACGCAGGCUGUGUUGCUGCGCGCGACAAGGGUGUCCAACAAUGGCGCGACUAUGAGAAACAGGGCAAACCAGGCGGUGGGGUGUUCGUACUUCGCCUGGCCAACAGCUGGAACGGGCCAGCUGACUUUUAUUGCGACGUCGAUUCCACUAAAUGUCCCGGCGAAAAUUGUGAGGAUGUUGCUAACCCUGGCGCAUGGCUGGUGCAGAGGGAGAUCAGUGCAUUCACCGCCUAUCAUACGCAGAUCUACGACUUUCUUUUCUCGACCGCUUUCCUGACUGAUACGCAGCUUUCGCUCUUUAGCAAGGCGAUUGCUACGGUUCCGAUUGAGGAUAAUUUGUGGGCGAAAAUUGCCGUCGCUGUAAGCAAAAGCCACGACCCUCUGAGACAAGGAGCUGACAUGCAGAAGGUUGCAGGUCUGUUUGGUGGUCAAAUACUGGGCGCAAUUGUGCGGUCAUCUAUCUUCAAACUCAAUGCCGUUGCUGCAGCCGCGAAUGGCGAAUAUAUCACUCAAUCAAAAUUAUUUGCAUCAAACAUUGCCUUGUCCGGCGCGAACAUUGGGGUCAAUCUCAAUUCACCAGCAGCUCAAGCAGACAUCACCGGCGACCUCAGCGCUAUCCUCGGCAGCUUCUUCAACUCGACCCGCGACGCUAUCAAAACUUAUGUCCAAACCAUCUUCGACGGCACAGACAAAUCUAUCGACGAAUUCAAUACUCAAAUCGGCUCCGGCGUCUGGGCGAAUCCUAACCUCUUCCCCGAACUCGCACAGCAAGAUCUGCAAACAAACAUCUCCACCAUAUACUACAUGGUCCUCGUAGUCCCAGCCUGGCAACUACGCCAGCUAAACCCUAUCAUCCUCUACGAAGACAAAGAAUGCGAUCCAUUUGACAAGAUCCUCCCCUUGUACAACGGAGACAUAAUGGACGCUAGAACGUGCUACGACGGUAAAACAUUCUACAUCGUUGACUACAACGGACACUACGACAUCAAAGAGACGACCGCAGGCGGUGUCGUUCUUUGGGACUUCCGCUACACAACUAAGGCCUUGAUUGGCAUCGAAACCCUGGAUGGCAAGACGUGGGGGGUGCUCCACCACGACACGCUGGUGCGGAGUUCCUGGGAUGGGUUCAAAGCCAAUAAUUUCAAGCAACCAUACACGGCAAAACCGCUGUUCUCAGAAGGCAACACGACAGACGAUCCUCUAUCUCCCUUCGGCUCGGGCUACGAGACUCCUGGUCUCGUCAACAUGACGGUGUGCAAGAUCACGGAUCUGUAUCGACCGGUGGUGUUCACGCCGCCGAAUGUUGACUUCAAAAGUUCUCCUUGCCCUGUGAUACCGUCUGGCUAUUCGUUUGAUGGGCCCGGUGGGCAGGAGACUGUCUCGUCUAAUGUUGUGACACAGACUCAGGAGCCUGAAUACUGCCUCCGCACGCUCGACGCCCUCGAUCGCCGCUGGCGCUCCAGUUCCCGCGAAAAUCGUAACAGAGAAUACGGCCGCUCGCUCACCGACACGGAAGGCACCGUGCACCUCCCUGUAACGUGGAAAUUGACGCCGACGAGCCACGGGCCGGAUCCGCCCGCGUGCGAGUUUGUGAUAGAUAAUGCACGCGGGAGGGAGGAGGAGAGUGAUUCGUUUCGGCUGCAGCAGGUCGCGUUGGCUGUGGUGGGGGUGUUGAGGGAUUGUUUUGGUGGUGGAGGGGGAGGGGGAGGUGGGGGGAGGACAGGCAGGGCGUAUCCGAGUUUGAGGGAGAAUGUUUUUGUCGAGGUUAGGUAUAGGAGGUUUGGCGAUGGGGUGGAGGAAGGGGUGGGGGUGGAUGGGGGGGACGAGGAAGGGGGAGCAGGGUUUGAGGUUGGGAAUUUUACGUUGGUUGAGGCGCCGGGAAGUGGUGAGGAUGUGGUGGCUGUUGGUAGUGAGGCGACGAGCUGA